Molecule: messenger RNA, 23628 nt
Organism: Coregonus sp. 'balchen'
Lineage: Eukaryota; Metazoa; Chordata; Actinopteri; Salmoniformes; Salmonidae
Source: the annotation of a GenBank genome assembly
AUGGAGACGGCCCACAGACCAGCACAUCUAAUGGGACUCACAGACAGAAUGUGGACCCCAAUGACACCCAGUGUGGUCCUGGUAAAUGGAUGAUAUCCCUUGUAUGCCCCAUGUAAAAUCAACCCCUCUGUCAGCCGCUAUGCCAGGAUACUAGAGGGUGAGGUGGAGCUAUUGACAUAUUGUGCACACCCAAUCUGAUUCUUUCAGAUCAAUGAGAUAUUUCCAGGGGUAGGGGCUUGGGGGUUUAUAAUCAGACCAGGCAUUGGCCUCUAAGCAUUUCUAUGCAUAAACCGAUCAGAUGGUCAUUUAAAUGCUCUAUCUUCUCCUAGGUGCUAAGAGCCUACUAUUUAGCCCUCUUGGCCAGUCUUGAGUUCCUGUCCAUGUGUGUCUCGGCUGAGUUUAUCCACGGGCUCUUCUUCAAACCAGCGGAGGUCCGCCGCAAGCUGCUACUACUGCUGGAGGACAUGGACUGCACCAAGCCACUACACCUCAACAUGGUGAGUGACCAGGACUAUGUAGUGUGGUCAAUGUUGCACUGCUAAUCGUUGUUCCCUACCGAUCAUGUUGGAAAUGAUGACUGAUGAUGUUCUUGUAUCACUAACAUGGAAUACUAAUAGUUCAUUAUUUUCCUGUCCCCUCUCAGUACCUGGUCCUUCUGAAGAAACUACCUGCUGAGGACACAUCGCUGGCAGCUGAAGAGUUUGACUCACUCCUCAGACCUCUGCCGUAAGAAAGGCCUCUGUUUCUAGAUCAAUAUGUCAAGUAUACUAGGCUAUACAGUAGGUUCUGAAAACGGUUUACUUUUUUGUGCUUGCAGGGAUCUUUGCUCAUUGUACCGCCAGGACCAGGAGAUCUGUGCUGCAGUGCUGCUGGGUCUGCUACCGUCUAUCCGUAGUCUGGGCCGUACUCAGGACCAGCAUAAUGACAUGAGACACGUCCAGGGAGCUCUGCUCCAAGUAGUCUCUGGAUUCUGGUCAGCACCAAACUCCAGAUUUUUGUAUUUUGACAUGACAAUAAUUCUUGUUAUUCGUUCUAAAAUGUAACUUCCAACUUUUAAUGGUCUCUUCUAGCAUUUUGGGCAGAACGGGGAAAUGCACAGCAAUUGUAAAGGUGGCAUUAAUUCACUGUCUACUGGCUCUACUGGAGGUGAGUUCACAAUGUUUUAUAGCCACAGCAUAGUAACUUCCCAUGAUAACAACCCUGUCUUAGGUAGAUGGAGAGUAAUAACACCAUUUACUUCCCUCUCUCCCCCUAUGUCAGGCUGACCCUUGCUGUAAGUGGGCGGUCCUUACCCUGAGGGAGGAGGAGCUUCCAGUAUCCGUCAUCCUCCCGUCCCACCUGUCUGACUCUCACCGUCACGUACGAAUGCUUGCAGCCAUGACAGUGGAAAGGUUGGUUUCACUGACGGAACACUCUCACCAGCCUUAAUGCCAUCACAGAGGCUAAUGUCUCUCAAGUUAAAAAGUUAAUAUUUACAUGUUUAACAUGUCUACCAUGCAUGCUGUCUUCCAUCCAUAGACUGUUCUUGCAGAUUACACCGGACAGCUUGGAGAAGAGAAAGAUGCUUCCUCUGAAAUGCCAGCAGACCGCAUUUGAGAAUGUCUACCUGAAAGCCCAAGAAGGGAUGAGUAUCCAGGUAAGCCUGUCUUUCACAUGUUACUCUGACAGAUGUGUUUAUGGCCAGUCCAUCUCACUAUCCCUCUGCUCUCCCUGGUGUGUGUCACAGAAGAGCAGCUCUCCUGAAGACCCGUGUGACGAGACGUUUAACCGCAAGGCCACGCUGCUGAAGAAUGUGUCGGUGGUGCUGUGCUGCAGCCCCGUCUGUGAGAAACAGUCCCUCUUCACCCUCUUCCAGUCCUACAAGGAGAACAACAUAGAGGAGCCGCUCAUCAAAAAGGUAAGGGAAAAUAAUUUGGCUACUGUUAUGAUGAUUUGUGAUACAAGAUUCAUUAAUGUAUGAAGCUGUAUGUGGACAGAGAACAAGGACACAUCAUGUGUUAUUGGUGUCACGAGUGAGGAACAGAAGGUCAGUGUGCCAAGAUAGAUUGGGGGCCACUGUUGCUAAUCUUAGGAUGGGUGUGUGAUGGAAUGGCCUGGCUAGGGUGCCACACGACAGCAAGGAGGUGCAUGAUAUGGUGGUGGAUGAGUGACACUCAAUGAUGGUUAGUAGCAACUGUGUGGGAUAAAAGUAGAUUGGAAGGGCGUUAUAUAAGCUGAGAGAUUUGGUAUGGAAGUCAUUCAGAUGGCAGGCAGCUAUGUCCGUACCCCCUGUCAUUGAAUCCAUUAUUGUGACCAUUAAAUGAUGACUGAAACCAAUCUCCAUCUGUGUAACAUACUUUCUUGCAUUCUGAACUUCUCAAUACCAGAAACUCAUCAUAACAGAUUGCCGUCUAAACGAACAGGAUGCAGUUUACAGCCGAACUAACAGGUAAGCAGACUUUAAAUUUUUUUUAUUAUGUCAAAUUCUGCUUAUCUGUGGUGAAGCUGAGCUGUAACGAACAUUUAAGCAAUAUUUUUAAAGGGGGACGAUGAGUGGUAUUGAGUUAUUUAGUGAGAUGUAAGGAAGAAUAUCAAAUUCAGACAAUGACAUGGUGCUAUGAUUCGAAACAGGGUGUGUUAAGAGUAAUGAGUACAAAGACAAAAGACAAGACAGGAUUGGGCGUAGGGUAUUUUAAUGUGUACGACAUUAUAAAAUAAGUCAGAGGUUCGAGUCCUCACAAUGACAAUAUUAUAUAGUGUAUGACAUUAUAUAAUAGGUUUGAGUCCAAUAAAGUCAAAAGAAACAUUAUAAAAUAGGUCAGAGUUUCAAGUCCUCAAAAUGACGAGAUUAUAAGGUGUGAUAAAUAGGUUCAAGUCCUGUGAUGAAAGAAUAAACAUUGUUCUGGGGUUCGAGUCCUCAAGGAAACAGAAUAAAGAGAUAGAUGUGAAGAGGUUCAAGGCCUCAACCGUGUUAUAAAAGCCCUAUGAGAGAAUUAGUCCCUUGUGAAUUACUCAAAACGGCCAGGAGAGGGAGCAGUAACAUAUUGAAUCAUAACACCAAAGACAAAAUAGGCAAACAACAUUUUAAUACAGAUCAAGAUUGGGAUUUGAUUUAAGUAUUUGAUUACUAAUAUUGCAUGAACUCAUAGCAGUAAUGAAUGGCCUGCUUAGUAGACCGGUAUCUGGAAAAACAGUCACCAUUAAGAGUAAAGUACUCUAAGGCACUGCAUCGCAGUGCUAACUGUGCCACUAGAGAUCCUGGUUCGAAUCCAGGCUCUGUCGCAGCCGGCCGCGACCGGGAGACUCAUGGGCGGCGCACAAUUGGCCCAGCGUCGUCCAGGGUAGGGGAGGGAAUGGCCGGCAGGGAUGUAGCUCAGUUGAUAGAGCAUGGUGUUUGCAAUGCCAGGGUUGUGGGUUUGAUUCCCACGGGGGCCAGUAUAAAAAAAUAAAAAUAAAAAAGAUGUAUUCACUAACUGUAAGUCGCUCUGGAUAAGAGCGUCUGCUAAAUGACUAAAAUGUAAAUGUAAAUGUAAAGCAGAGCUUCAUUUAACUCGAAGAGAGAGACAGGAAAUGACAAAAUUAUUACAGACAAAUCUGCAUUUAGAACAAGUCUCUUGUAACAGUAAUAUAAAUGAAAUUAUGUGCAAAUGGAUGUUAAGUAAAUUAGGAUUUUUCUAUGUGGGACAAUAUCUUGGUGAUUUAUCAGCAUGGACAGAUAAUGACUAUCCUCAAGAUGGUUGUUUUAAGAGGGAUAAAUUACAAGUAGCGCGAAAGUAUAUAAUUGAUAAUACAGACAUAAGCAACCCGAAAUGGGAUUUAGAUUAUAUGAAAGAGGUGUAUAAAGCAUGGAAUUUAAUGUGUGCACAAUGUCUGGUAAAUAUAAUUAGGACGGAGGACAUUACGUAAUUUGGUAAUGGAGCAACAUAAUCUACUUAAUGAGAUCAAACAGUGGCGCGAGGAAUGCAGGGCAUUGUGGUUACAAAGGUUUGGUAGCCCUUUUGAAACGGCAGAAAGAACGUUUAGAGGUCAUACAGGAUGAAUAAACAUUGACAAAAUUAGAUCUACUAGAGAGCGUGUGGGAAAGAAAUAUAAAAUGAUAUUUACAAUAAUCAAACAAAACCAAAAUGUCGAUUUUAAACAAUAGUUUAGCAAAUACAAUUAUGGAAUUUUUCGUUGAAGCAAGGGAACGGUAACAAUCGGGGGAAAUAGAGAGAGGAAAUCCAAAGGGGGGAAGUACUGAUCGAAUUAGGCUUUUUGGUAAAUAUGGAAAUUUUAUUAAGAAUAUGAGCCGUAGUAAUUAAUGUGUUAUGGGUUAGAUGAAAGGUUUUACAACCUUUCAUUGUCUGUGAUGAAUAUGUUCUAUGUUCUCUCUAGGGAACUGGACCCAGCCCCAAACCCCACCCUACUUCAGCUCCUAUGUCAUCAAAGCCACACUGGACUACCUCAGCAAAUGUCACAGUGCCAAUCACAAGUCCCUGGUGGCCAUUUUAUCCAAGACUCCGGUAAAAUUCUGUCCUCGUCUCUCACCAUUGUAUUGCGAUUGCUGUAGAAUGUUCUUAUAACACAAUGGAACAGAAUAUGGCUUAACAAAGUUGAGUGGUUUCCUGGGCCCAGUUUAAAAAAACGUUUAAUCUGGAAAGGAAUCCGUAUUCUGUGAUCCUCUUAUGUUGUUAUUCUAGAUCUCCAUCCAGAGGAUCCUGCUGGCGGUGUGUCAGAAAGCAGCUGAGACGAUCAAUGCCUACGAGAGGCACCGCAUCCUGCUGAUGUACCACCUGCUUGUCAGUCUGCUGCUCAGGGAGGUCAAGGACCUGGGCCUUCGUCCUCCGAGACAUCAUCUACACACUCAUCCACCACAUCAACAGCAGGUUAGGGGUUAACACACACACACACACACACACACACACACACACAGUCUGCUGCUCUCUCUCAGAUCCGAUGGAGAGACUCGUCAUUUUUGCUCUCUAAUAGUUAAUAGUUUUUCUGCCUGUUCUUGUUUUCUGUCAGGUCGGCCCAGUUGGACGAGGUGUCCAGCCGUAGUUUCUCCCUGUGUUGUGACCUACUGACCUCCGUGUGUCGCACGGCCGUGCAGUUCUGUGACGACACUGUGGAGAGCCACCUACAGGUCAUCGUUGGUACUCUCACUGCCCAGGUGACCAACCAACUUGCCAUCUCACAGCAGGUAAGACAUGGUUGUAUCACACGGCCAGUAGACUCUUUGUAUGACAAAUAAUAUUUUGCUCAAAGUAGGUAUUACACUGUUUCCUGUUCUCUCUCUCUUUCUCCUUUUCUCUCUCUGUUGACCCCUCUUUCUGUCACUCCCCUCUCUUCUUCUCUUUCUCUCUCUCUCUCUCUCUCUCUCUGUUGACGUUCCUGAUCGUAGAGAGUCAGGACAAGCUGAAGAGUGCCAUCCAGCAGUUGGAGCCCUUCUCAGACCGCCCUGAGGGCUGUGCAGCAUACACUGUAGUACAGCACAGCGAAAUUCCCUCUCAGACAGGUAAGGGCACCCCUUUCACACACAGACCCUCUCAUGUAUGAACGCUACAGCUGAUUCACACUUUUGCCACAUCCCAUGAGCCUCUCUGUGUCUCGUCCACAGGAGAUAGCCCACUUCCUGUCUGUGACCAGACUGGAGGGGCUGAAGGACCUGAGGAGACAGCUCAACAACAAGAGCCAGAUCAGACAGCUGCUGAGAGAGUGCCUCGGUCAGAGAGGGGGAGGGCUACCGUAGUCUAGAUAUGUUACCAGACCCAUUCAUCUGUAUGUGGGGGUGAGUGUGUUAGUUUGCCCUUUUUGAAUCCUAUCUCUGUACCUCUUCAUUCUAGAGGACCCAGCAGAGAGUGUGUUGGUGCGGCUGGUCCUUAACCUGCUACAGCUCUGUAAGCUAGCAGCCAACCACCCUGGAGGAAGAGACAUCUUAGGUACUUAUGUAGUUUUUUCAUUUGAUCUAAAUUGUACUUUUACCCCUUUUUCUCCCCAAUUUCGUGAUAUCCAAUUGGUAGUUACAGUCUUGUCCCAUUGCUGCAACUCCCCUACGGACUCGGGAGAGGCGAAGGUCGAGAGCUGAAACACGACCCUGCCAAGUCGCACUGCUUCUUGACACACUGCUCGUUUAACCCGGAAGCCAGCCGCACCAUUGUGUCGGAGGAAACACCAUCCAGCUGGCGACCAAAGUCAGCUUGCAGGCGCCCGGCCCGCCGCAAGGAGUCGCUAGAGCGCGAUGGGACAAGGAAAUCCCGGCCAGCCAAACCCUCCCAUAACCCGGACAACGCUGGGCCAAUUGUGCGCCGCCUCAUGGGUCUCCCGGUCACGGCCGGCUGUGACACAGCCUGGGAUCGAACCCGGAUCUGUAGUGACGCCUCAAGCACUGCGAUGCAGUGCCUUAGACCGCUGCGCCACUCGGGAGGCAGGUACGUAUGGUUACCUCAACCUCACUGUUGGCACUGCGUAUGUUUCCUCUCCCAGGAAAGCAUCAAUAAUUGGUAGUGUGAUAGGAAGUAGUUUGGCACCGUUGUGUCAAAAAGGUCUUAUUAUUUUCCUUGACCAUGUGCCUAUGUUUUUAUAGAGGCUACAGGGAGCUGUCUGGGAGAGCUGGGGCCUGUGGAUUUCUCCACCAUCGCUCUGCUCCAUGGGAAGGACCAGCUCAAUGCCAGAGCUGUAUCUCUCUUCCCAGCCGUGGAACCACAGUUGCUCUACAUCAUCCUGAACUGCAUCAACAACGCCCUCACACACCACUGGUACACCAUACAGGGCUCUACGCAGAUUUUCUUUACAAGGACCACAUUUGCUCCUAAGCGACCAAAAUGGAAGCAGUGUAGAGCCCUGCCAUAUACUGUAUCUAUUGGCCCUGAAGUCCAAUGACACUUUCUUACUAAAUCAACACUGAAUUUAGCCCAGGCAAAUAACCACUGUAUUGUCAUACGGUUUUCAUAUAGUGAGUGUGUCUUGACCGAUUAGUUACCGGAGUGUAACUCCAGUUCUAUGAGCGGAGCGGAGCCCCAUAGGGGAGCUCUGCUCCUAGUGGUUUACCCUCUGCCCUAAGGCAGCAUCAGCCUGAGACAAAAUUAUGCACACACCUGCAGCCAAUAGGAGCACAGGUGUCCCUAUAAGAGGGGAUGCCUCCCCUCAAUCAGCCUCCCGAGAUAUUUAUCUUCAGCGAGACUAGAGAGGGUCGGCAGGGCCUUAAGUCCUAUAGGGCUCCGCUCCACUCAUAGAACUGGAGUUACACUCCGGUAACUAAUCGUUCUAUAUCGUGGAGCUCCGCCCCAUAGGGGAGCUCUGCUCCUAGUGGUUUAAGGCGGAGCGUAGCGCUCCAAAAUGUACUCCCUGCCGAGCCUAACACUUCCCAUCGAAACGAAAAGGUCAGGCCUGGCAAUGGCUGCAACCAAGUCCCGCAGUACUGCAACUAAAAAAAACCUACGGGCGUCACAAUAUACUGCGUCAUCGGUUAAAGACCCGCCCCACCUAGUCCAAUGGCAAUGCCAAUGACUAGUGGGCAGAUCACCAGAAUAGAAGCCAUACUAAUCUGUACUAGCAGAUAGAUGUGCCUCAAUAUCCUGUGAAAACACUACCAACCACUAAUGGAAUGACACCAAAUGUCACUCUACAUUUGUGAACGCGGUAGACCGCCUCACUCACUCAAUGGAAUCCCAGAGAUUAGUGUGCAGGAACAAAACAUGGGUCAUACUAAACUGAACAAGCAGAUAGAUGACCUCACAUUCUGUCAAUCAACGCAUGCUUCUACUGUACUGAACCUGUCAGUCAGGAGUCAUGCUACAAAAUAUGUUUUCUUAUCCAAAGCGGACCUGAUGGAAACCUUGUCCAUAGUCCUGCUUUUUCCUCUCUUCCUAGCUCAAGAUCUCCCUUCAGCUAUGCUGAGUACAGACCGAGCCAAAGAGUUAGAAAACACAUUUGUCCAAAAACACGUUUUCCUAACCAAAGCGGACCUGAUGGAAACCUUGUCCAUAGUCCUGCUUUUUCCUCUCUUCCUAGCUCAAGAUCUCCCUUCAGCUAUGCUGAGUACAGACCGAGCCAAAGAGUUAGAAAAAACAUCUGUCCAAAAACACGUCUUCCUAACCAAAGCGGACCUGAUGGAAACCUGUGUCCACAGUCCUGCUUCUCCUCUCUUUUCUUGCUCAAGAUCUCCCUUCAGCCACGCUGAGUACAGAUCGAGCCAGAGAGUUAGAAGACAUAUCUAAGAGAUAGAAACGGAUAAAUGGAGACGGCGUCGACCAUGAUGCUGCUCUACAGAUAUCCUCUACCCCUGUUCCUCUGAAAAGGGCAGUAGAAGCCGCUACCCCACGAGUGGAGUGAGCUCUGAUACCCUGAGGCAAUUGCCGCCCCGCUGCCUCAUAAGCUGUCUCGAUGCCUUCACAAAGCCAGUGAGACAACCGCUGUUUUGAAAGUGGUCUACCUAGUGCAGCCGCACCGUGACACACAAACAACUGAGGCGAUGACCUAAUCGCUGCUGUGCGCUCGACGUAACACGCCAAAGCGCGUACCGGGCACAGGCGAUGGAGCUUCACCUCACUCCUCUCUCUAUGAGGAGGAGGAGAAAAAGCCCACAGCUCCACGGUCUGUGACCUAUAUGAACUCUUAAUAACCUUCGGCACAAAUGCCGGGUUAGGACUUAACACUGCUCUGCUCAGGUCACCAUUGAUGGCCAAGCAGUCAGGUCUCGUCGAAAGAGCACACAAAUCACUGACCCGCUUAGCUGUAGUCAAAGCGAGCAACAGUGCUGUCUUAAUAGACAUCAUCUUGAGGGGUAUUUGAUUCAAUGGCUCGAACGGCGACUUACAUAGCGCUUCGAGUACCAAAGCCAAAUCCCACUGAGGAAGCGUGACUCUAGGUGUUGGCCUAAGUCGCCGCGUUCCUAAUAGGAAGCGUUUCACUAGAGGGUGGCUAAAGACAUUGUCUCUGCCAAACCCCUCAUGACAAGCUGAAAUCGCUGCUGCAAACACCCUAAUAGUGGCCGGCGAUUUUUGCUUAUCAAACAUGAGCUGUAGAAAAGAGAGAAUACUCUCCACCUGACAGCUCAUGGGGUCUACACCUUGUGUAACACACCAUCGUGAAAACACGUUCCAUCUACUGGCAUACAUCUUAGAAGUGGAACUGGCACGUGAACCCUGUAUGGUCCUGAUCACUGCAUCAGAUAACCCACGGCGCUCUAGCCUGUCCCUCUCAGCAGCCAGGCCAUAAGUGGUUGGCCGAUUAUGGGCAACUUCCCUAUCGUGCCUUCCGCCUGAGACAACGCGUCCCGUCGAUGUGGAAUUGGCCAAGGUGGCGCAAUCAACAUCUGACUCAUCUCCGCAAACCAAGGAGCCCCCGGGCGAUCGGGCGCUAUCAGUAUCACUGACAGCCCCCCUGACCUCACCCUGGCUAGCAGUGGGAGAAUGCAGGACAGCGGAGGGAAUGCAUACAGGAGAACACUCGGCCACGGUUGGUGCGCAAAGGGGGAAAGGGGGGACUGCCGGGGGGGGUCGGCCCCGAUUUUUUUUGGGGUGGGGGGGGAAAAAAUUUUUAAAAAUUUUGGGAAAAGGGGGAAAAACCCCCUUUGGGGAAACCCCCCCUGUUUCCCCCUCCCCCCCCCCCCGGGCCCCCAAAAGGGAAAGGGGAGGGAUCCGGGGAAAAUCGCAAGGGUUAAAAUUUGGGGGCCCCGGGGGCCCCGGGGAACCCAAAGGCCCGGCCAGGGUCAACGUAGGCCAUUCCUUUCCCCAAGGUCCCUUUGGGGAAAAUUUACCAAAAAACCCCUGUCGUUGGCCCCCUCUUUCAAAAACCAAAAAAGACCCUUUUAAGGGGCCCCCUUUUUUUUAAUUCCCCCCCCGGGGGACCUGUUUUGGGAGUAGGGCCCUUUUUUCGGGGGGAAAAGGGGGGGGCCCUUUUUUGGCCACCCGGCCCCCUUUAAAACCCCCCAACCGGGGGGGGAAAGGGCACGAAACCCCUUUUGGCCCCGUGGGUUUUUCGGACGGGCCCGGGGGGGGGCCCCAAAGGGCUGGGGAAAAAAAAAAAAAAGGCCCCCGGGGGGGGUUUUGGGGAAAAAAAAAAAUGCCCCAACCCCCCGGGCGGGGGGGGAAAAACCAAAAAGGGGCCCCCCAAGGGGAAAAACGGGGGGGGCAAAACCCAAAGGGAAAAAAAGAUUUGGAAUAAAGCCCCAAAAAGGGGGGUUCCCAAAAAGGGGGAAAAAACAAACCGGGGAAAAAAGGGGGGGGGGGGAAAAAAAGGGCCCAAAAAAAUUGGGGGGCCCCCCCAAAGGGGGGAAAAAAUUUUUACCCCCCGCCCCCCCCCGGGGGGGGGGGCCCCCGGGGGGGAAAAAAAACCCAAGCCGUUUUGGGAAAAAGGAGAAAAAGGGAAAAACCCCCUUUUGCCAAAAAACCCCAAAAUUUUUGGGGGGCCGGGGUUGGGGCCCUCCCCCCAAAAAGAAAAAAGGGGCAAAUUUUUACCCCCCACACAAAAGCAGACGUUUUGUCGUUAGCAUUCGGAGGGCCGUUUGGGUUAUGCUUCUCGGUGAGAAUGCGUAGUCCAAAAUCGGCCUCACCCCCCCGUCUUUUGGGCACUAGGAAAUAAGCCGAAUAUAGCCCUUUGUUCCUUUGCUCCCGGGGGAACUACUGUCACCGCCCUCCUUCGCCAAAAGUUCCGUAAUCUCUGUCAUCAGAGCGCCACUUUGUCUGGCAUUUUCAUCACCGUCUCCACCAGUCCCCUGAACGGGGGUGGGGUCCGGUGGAAUUGGAGGGCAUAACCCUUCUGCAACGUCUGUUCUAGCCAGCGUGAGAGGGUGCAGCUUCUUCGCCACUGCCAACAAUGCAGAGAAAGUGGCUGAGCACGAAGCUGUGGUGCAUCCAGUAGGAAGGACCUGUAUUCCUCUAUGGCCCUUACCGCCACUGUUCCCCGACAUUGAAGUGGUGGAACAGCCCAAGGUGGGCCUCCCGUGAAAGGGAGAGGAACCAUCAAUGCGUUCUGAGAAAGAAAGAGGCGCAGGGACGUCGUUUAAACCCGUAACCGUCGUAUUCCUGCCCUCCUUGAACGCAUCGCGGGUCUGAAUUGCGCUGACCGAGGUCACAGCCUGCGGCAGGGCACCAUCCCCAGCAAGCGAUUGCGUCAUCUUAGGUGACUGCAAUUCGCUAUCAGAGCCCUUCACUACAGUACUCCUAGAAGUUUGUAGUAUGAGGUCUCUAUGAGGUAAAACAAGGCGGCGCCUUGAAACCUUCUUAACUUUCACCUUCUGUGUGUGUUCAACUCUGCACCCCUGGUGGGUUGAUUCACGCUCAGUGUGGUGAGUACUGGCUCGUUCUGUCAGGGGAGCUGAUACUUUGGUUAUACCCAUAACCCUAGUAAUCCGGCCCUCCGUGAACGUAGCAUGGGUCUGAAUCGCAUUAACCGAGACCUUGGUCUGCGAUAAUGCGCCGUCCCCAGAUAGCUGCUGUGUUACAAUGCCUGGGGGCGCCGAUACUCUGGACACCUUCGUGACCGCGGUAAUCGGGCCCUCCGUGAACGCAGCAUGGGUCUGGCUCGUACUAGCGGAGACCUUAGUCUGUGCUAGUGCGCCAUCCCCAAAUAGCGGCUGCGUCCUCAUGUCAGAAUCUGACCGGGACUGCUGCCUUCUAUGUAAAGCACUUCUUAUACGUGAAGUGUGAUGUGACGACCUGAUUGAGGUCUUAUGGAUACCUACUCUAAGUGCCUGUUCAGCAACGCACCCUCGGUGGGCUGAACGGCUCUUAGAGUGGUAAGGAAGAGAGGGUGAGAUUUGAACGCUCUCUGACGUAUUAUGGAAAAGAGGCUAUUUUUUGACAAAGUCAGGUGGAGCCAACUCUUUAUUAAAUACAUCAACAAAGGCAUUUACAUCAACACCCAUCCCUUCAACCGAAGGGUGGGGGGGAACAGUGGGCACGUUCGACACCAUCGAUGCGUCCUCUAUCCACUCCCCCGCGUCCCGUCACGUACGCCUCCUCUUGCCUCCCUUGGAGGGCCAGGUCGGCGUCCUCUUCACCUCCCUCGCCGGCUGUAGUGGGGCUACCGUAGCUGCUGGAAGGGUGGGGCCCGUUCCCUUGCUGCUCGUGGCCGCCGGAUGACGUCGAUUACGCCGCCUCGCCGUAGACCCCUGUCUACUUGGAGGGGCGGAGGUAGAUGGCCUUUGGGAUGGAGCGGGGCUGAGUCGUCCUGCCAACGGCAGGUGCUUGGCCAGCUGUUUCUUCUCCUCCUCUAGCUUGGAAAAACGCUCCGUCGCCUCUUUGACUGCGACCCCAAAGAGGCCGUCGUCAGAGAGGGGGGCGUUCAAGAGAGACGUCCUGUCUGCCUCUUUCAUGGAUGUCAAGGACAACCAGAGGUGUCGUUCCCCGAACCACCGAAGUGGCCAUGGACCUCCCCGCGCAGACUGCGGACGCCUGUGUCAGGUGGAGUAUGGCGCCAGAAAUUCUGGACGCCUCCUCCACCUCCUCCGGUGCCAGCUCUGUCUUGCCCGUGGUUAAACGGGACAGAGAGGCCGCCAAGAGGGCAAUGUUGUUAGCUGCUGCUACAGCUUGGGCUCCCAACCCAUAGGACUUCUCUAACAGCGACGCUGUGAGUCGGUCCUUCUGGGAUGGCAACGUGGCCUUCUUGGAAGAGGGCCAAGGGCUCGAACCCGGUACGAGAUACGCCGCCAUGGCGCUCUCUAACCUGGGGAUUCCCUGACCCUGGAAUCUUCCUUCCACUCUCGUGAAUGGGAGAUACGCUUUUACUGGCGAACGCGCCGCUAAAGGUGCCUCCCACGAGCCCUCAACGUACCUAGCCAAAGAAGGCAUGGCAGGAGCCACUGGCUCUGCCGCCUUCCUUGGCCUGGAAUAAGGACCGCCCUCCAUCAGAUCAACCUCCGGUGCGGAGGGAAGAGGGGGCAGCCCUAUCUCCAGACGUUGCGCAGCUCUCUCAAUGAGACCCGGAAAAUCCGCUCUCAGAGAGGCUGCAGCGAAAGAGAGAGCUUCUGAUCUCUCAGAGUUCGUAUCCCCUUCGCUAUAGGGACUACAAGCCCUCUCGCUCUCCAAAGGAAAGGGGGGCUUGAAAAUAUGAGGGAUGGGGUCCGACUGUUCCAUUGGAAUGCCAGACCCCUCCUCAAAGUCCCUAUCUUCCCCCGAGUCUGCACCGUCGGACGAUGCCUCUGAAGCAGAGGCUAGUAUCGACAGCACGUCCUCAAGGGGGAUGUCCUCCCUGAAAAACGCCCAACGCUGCUUCCUCUCCUUUAAAGAAAGGAGGGCGCAGGAGGCGCAAUUCGGGGGACUGCAGACGCCUUCCUUGGCAUGCUGGGAUCCCAAACACACGAAACACAGGUCGUGGUGGUCACCGGCCGCCAUGGAAGUGCAUCUGCACUGAGCUCUGAAAAUAGCUUUUGGGGGUGGAAAAUCUCCCAGUGUGCUCAUUUAGACGACGUUGAUGACUGGAAUAUCAACGGCGUUUUUUCGUCCUGAGUCUUCGUGCUUCGUCUCUUCUUGGCUCUUCAGUCUAGUCAUCCAGUCGCUGAAGAUAAAGGGAGGCUGAUUGAGGGGAGGCAUCCCCUCUUAUAGGGACACCUGUGCUCCUAUUGGCUGCAGGUGUGUGCAUAAUUUUGUCUCAGGCUGAUGCUGCCUUAGGGCAGAGGGUAAACCACUAGGAGCAGAGCUCCCCUAUGGGGCGGAGCUCCACGAUAUAGAACUGCUCUUAUGUCUUGUUGUGGUCCCAUGUGUUUCUCUAUCAGUAUUGAGGUGAGGCAAGCUGCAGCCCAGAGUCUAAAGGACAUCUUGGCCACUCAGGCUGGAGCUGACUUCUGGGAGAUCCAUAAAGACAACCGUGACCCCGUGCUGGCCUACCUCAACCCUUUUAGAUCUACCAAGAAGAAGGUUGUCGGUGAUCAGACUUUUCAAGACCUGAAAUAUCACGUCCUCGUGUGUGUGUGUCUGAAUUUCGGAAUGUGUGAACUUGUUUGGAUAUAUAUUUGUGUGUGUGUGUGCAGGGGGGUAUUUGUGUGUUAAUUAUCCAUUCACCUGUGCAGGUGGUCGGCGUGAGUGAGGAGGUGAGCUUGGUGGCCAGAGAGCGGCUAGAGAGGCACGACCUGUGGAUGCCGGAGGCCGGCAGCUAUAAGGCCUGGCUGAAGACACUGCACGGUUCAGUGGAGGGGUCAGGAGUGAGGCUCUGCUGCUGUCCCGGCCCCUGUGUCUGGUGAGAGCAUGGCUGUUAUCUCUAGGGCAGCACUUGUGGUAAUGCUAAUUUCUUGUGCAGUCUGGCAUCUCUCGCUAAUGCACUUGCACACACAUGCAUGGCUGCGCGUACACACAUGGUCAAUUUCGGCUCAUCUUUCCAGUCAGAUAUCCCUGUCUCUAACCCAUAUCCCUUGUCAUGUGUUCAGGUGAAAACAGACUUCUGCCAGAGGGUGCUUCCGCUCAUCAUCCAUGACAUCCUGCUGGGGGACUCAGACGGCUCCUGGAGGAAGCUCCUCUCCACACACAUCCAGGACUUCUUCACCAGCUGCUCUAGUCGCGCCUGGGCCUCCAGCCGCUCCACCACUCCUCUCCCCUCAGACUGUGGUGGGUUUUACUCUCCAUCUCUCUAUCUCUAGCUCUCUUUCUCUAGCUCUAGCUCAGUUUUUCUCUCUCUCUGCCUCUCUCUCUCUCUCUCUCACACUCUCUCUCUCUCUCGCUGUGUAUGUUUAACUUUGGAUAAUUUCUACUUGCUUUUUCUCCCGGCCUCUCUGUGCACCCUGCUGUCUGUCAUUAACUAUCUGAGGCAGCAACAAAGACCUCUAGAGUCUGACAGGUUUGUAGAUGCAUUUGCUCUUAUUUUGCUGACCUAUAUGACUAUGAAAUCUACUGCACCCCUCUCUCUGUUAGGAUGGCGUUUGAUACUUUCAUGUUAGUUCUAGUAACUUUUGUAGUGGCGUUUUGAUGCUGUUGUGUUGGUUCUUCUAGUAACUCGUGUGGUAAGGCGUUUGAUGCUGUUGUGUUGGGUCUAGUAACUCGUGUGGUAAGGUGUUUGAUGCUGUUGUGUUGGGUCUAGUAACUCGUGUAGUGGUGUUAGAUGCAGUUGUAUUGGUUCUACUAACUCGUGUGGUAUGGUAUUUGAUGCAGUUGUGUUGGUUUUAGUAAAUCAAAUCAUAUUUUUUGGUCACAUACACAUAUUUAGCAGAUGUUAUUGCGGGUGUAGCGAAAUGCUUGUGUUCCUAGCUCCAACAGUGCAGUAGUAUCUAACAAUACACAAAUCUAAAAGUAAAAGAAUGGAAUUAAGAAAUAUAAAUAUUAGGACGAGCAAUGUCUGUGUGGCAUUGACUAAAUACAGUAGAAUAGAAUACAGUAUAUACAUAUGAGAUGAGUAAAGCAGUAUGUAAACAUUAUUAAAGUGACUCGUGUGGUAAGGUGGGACAGUGUGAUGCAGUUGUUUUGGUUCUACUAACUCGUGUGGUACGAGGUUUGAUGCUGUUGUGUUGGUUCUGCUAACUCGUGUAGUACGAGGUUUGAUGCUGUUGUGUUGGUUCUGCUAACUCGUGUAGUACGAGGUUUGAUGCUGUUGUGUUGGUUCUACUAACUCGUGUAGUACGAGGUUUGAUGCUGUUGUGUUGGUUCUGCUAACUCGUGUAGUACGAGGUUUGAUGCUGUUGUGUUGGUUCUACUAACUCGUGUAGUACGAGGUUUGAUGCUGUUGUGUUGGUUCUGCUAACUCGUGUGGUACGAGGUUUGAUGCUGUUGUGUUGGUUCUACUAACUUGUGUGGUACGAGGUUUGAUGCUGUUGUGUUGGUUCUGCUAACUCGUGUAGUACGGUGUGCCACUCUAACUUCUGGUUGGAGCUGAACUACCUGGAGGUGGCCAGGGAGGCUCAGUCCUGCUCGGCCCACUUCACUGCUCUGCUCUACUCUGAGAUCUACGUAGACAAGAUCAAGACUAACAUGGAGGAGAACCGCAGGUACACUACACAUGAUGGGAAAUACUGACCUUUGAUCUCUUUGGAAAAAUAUACAAUUGACUUAACGCACAUGAACACGAUUCAAAAUGAUGUCUCUUAUGUCAUUUUUUUAUUCUGGGUUCUUCUCAUCAUUCUUUACCUCUGCUUACAGGACUCAGGCCAGAACGUCGCACAGAAUCACAUUUGAUGAGAGCAGUCAGAACUUCACCAUCUCCAGUCUGACAGAGGAGAGUGUGAAAGACACUGGCAUCAGCCUACAGGUUCAGUUGAUUUUGCCUUUAGACUCAAUUAACCUUUAGUGAUGUUGUCCAAUGCAUAGCUCUGUACUGUCAUUUCUUUACCAUGUUUUAGGACCUACUGAUUGAGGUGUAUCGUAGUAUUGGGGAGCCAGACUGUAUGGGUGUGGAGGUGAGAAGAUGACCAGCGCUCUCACCAGGUGAACUUUGAAAUCAUACUUUUGUCCCAUCUUGGAUAUUCAAAGUUUUGUUAGCUGAGAAUUCUAUUUUUGUGUGUCUGUUUUGUAGGAUUCGGACAUAUGAACAUGAGGCUGUGUGGGCAAAGGCUCUGACCUCUUACGACCUCCACUCCAAUCUGCCUGAUGUCACACGGCAAGUGGGCAUCCUGGAGGUAAGCAGAAACUGGUUUCAACUCCAAAUCUGUAUAGUCUCUGUCUGUGUAAACCAUUGUUGGGGACAGAUGACAAAACCUAAUUCUGAUUUUCCAAUGGUCCCUCAGGGUCUGCAGAACUUUGGUCUGAGCAGCAUCCUGGCCACAUAUGCGGGGUCUGGAGAGUGAGGGGGUGGAGUGGAGGGCGGAGCUAAGGGAGCUCAGGUUUCAGGCCGCCUGGAGGAACAUGCAGUGGGAUUGUGACCUAUCAGAGAGGUUAGUGGGAGUGGCCUCAUGACUGUGGCCUAUCAGAGAGGCGAGUGGGAGGGGCUUCUGGAAGACAAGGGGUACUAAAGUAAGGGUUCUUGAGGUGGUAUUUUUCCAGAUGAAAAAAAUAGGACUUUAUGGAUUGACAUUUGCCCUUGGUGUCUUGUCUUUUUGCUUGUUUCAGGAGUGAGAAAUUGAACCCUGGCUUCAACGAGUCAGUGUUCUGCUCCCUGCAGGCUUUGAGAGACAAAGAACUUUCCACAUUCAAAUCAAAUCAAAUUUUAUUUGCCACAUGCGCCGAAUACAACAGGUGUAGACAUUACCGUGAAAUGCUUACUUACAGCCCUUAACCAACAAUGCAUUUAUUUUUUUUAUAAAAAAGUAAAAUAAAACAACAACAACAAAAAAGUGUUGAGAAAAAAAGCUAGUUGAGGUAAUAUGUACAUGUGAGUAGAGUUAAAGUGACUAUGCAUAAAUAAUUAACAGAGUAGCAGCAGUGUAAAAAGAUGGGGUGGGGCGGGGGGGCAGUGCAAAUAGUUUGGGUAGAUAUGAUUAGCUGUUCAGGAGUCUUAUGGCUUGGGGGUAGAAGCUGUUGAGAAGCCUCUUGGACCUAGACUUGGCGCUCCGGUACCGCUUGCCGUGCGGUAGCAGAGAGAACAGUCUAUGACUAGGGUGGCUGGAGUCUUUGACAAUUUUGAGGGCCUUCCUCUGACACCGCCUGGUAUAGUCCUGGAUGGCAGGAAGCUUGGCCCCAGUGAUAAUAAUAAUAUAAUAAUAAUAUGCCAUUUAGCAGACACUUUUAUCCAAAGCGACUUACAGUCAUGCAUGCAUACAUUUUAGUGUAUGGGUGGUCCCGGGGAUCGAACCCACUACCUUGGCGUUACAAGCGCCGUGCUCUACCAGCUGAGCUACAGAGGACCACAGAGUACUGGGCUGUACGCACUACCCUCUGUAGUGCCUUGCGGUCGGAGGCCGAGCAGUUGCCAUACCAGGCAGUGAUGCAACCAGUCAGGAUGCUCUCGAUGGUGCAGCUGUAGAACUUUUUGAGGAUCUGAGGACCCAUGCCAAAUCUUUUCAGUCUCCUGAGGGGGAAUAGGCUUUGUCGUGCCCUCUUCACUACUGUCUUGGUGUGUUUGGACCAUGAUAGUUCGUUGGUGAUGUGGACAACAAGGAACUUGAAGCUCUCAACCUGUUCCACUACAGCCCCGUCGAUGAGAAUGGGGGCGUGCUCAGUCCUCUUUUUUUUCCUGUAGUCCACAAUCAUCUCCUUUGUCUUGGUCACGUUGAGGGAGAGGUUGUUAUCCUGGCACCACACAGCCAGGUCUCUGACCUCCUCCUUAUAGGCUGUCUCAUCGUUGUCAGUGAUGAGGCCUACCACUGUUGUGUCGUCUGCAAACUUAAUGAUGGUGUUGGAGUCGUGCCUGGCCAUGCAGUCAUGGGUGAACAGGGAGUACAGGAGGGGACUGAGCACGGACCCCUGAGGGGCCCCCGUGUUGAGGAUCAGCGUGGCAGAUGUGUUGUUACCUACCCUUACCACCUGGGGGCGGCCCGUCAGGAACUCCAGGAUCCAGUUGCAGAGGGAGGUGUUUAGUCCCAGGAUCCUUAGCUUAGUGAUGAGCUUUGAGGGCACUAUGUUGAAUGCUGAGCUGUAGUCAAUUAAUUGCAUUCUCAUGUAGGUGUUCCUCUUGUCCAGAUGGGAAUAGGCAGUGUGGAGUGCAAUACAGAUUGCAUCAUCUGUGGAUCUGUUGGGGCAGUAUGCAAAUUGGAGUGGGUCUAGGGUCUCUGGGAUAAUGGUGUUGAUGUGAGCCGUGACCAGCCUUUCAAAGCACUUCAUGGCUACAGACGUCAGUACUACGGGUCGGUAGUCAUUUAGGCAGGUUAUCUUAGUGUCCUUGGGCACGGGGACUAUGGUGGUCUACUUGAAACAUGUUGGUAUUACAGACUCAGUCAGGGACAUGUUGAAUAUGUCAGUGAAGACACUUGCCAGUUGGCCAGCACAUGCUCGGAGUACACGUCCUGGUAAUCCGUCUGUGAAUGUUGACCUGCUUAAAAGUCUUACUCACAUCGGCUACGGAGAGCGUGAUCACAUAGUUAUCCGGAACAGCUGGUGCUCUCAUGCAUGCUUCAGUGUUGCUUGCCUCGAAGCGAGCAUAGAAGUGGUUUAGCUCGUCUGGUAGGCUUGUGUCACUGGGCAGCUCGCGGCUGUGCUUCCCUUUGUAGUCUGUAAUAGUUUUCAAGCCCUGCCACAUCCGACGAGCAUCAGAGCUGGUGUAGUACGAUUCAAUCUUAGUCCUGUAUUGACUCUUUGCUUGUUUGAUGUUUCUUCGGAGGGCAUAGCGGGAUUUCUUAUAAGCUUCCGGGUUAGAGUCCCGCUCCUUGAAAGCGGCAGCUCUACCCUUUAGCUCAGUGCGGAUGUUGCCUGUAAUCCAUGGCUUCUGGUUGGGGUAUGUACGUACGGUCACUGUGGGGACGACGUCAUCAACGCACUUAUUGAUGAAGCCAGUGACUGAUGUGGUGUACUCCUCAAUGCUAUCUGAAGAAUCCCAGAACAUGUUCCAGUCUGUGCUAGCAAAACAGUCCUGUAGCUUAGCAUCUGCGUCAUCUGACCACUUUUUUAUUAACCGAGUCACUGGUGCUUCCUGCUUUAGUUUUUGCUUAUAAGCAGGAAUCAGGAGGAUAGAGUUAUGGUCAGAAUUGCCAAAUGGAGGGCGAGGGAGAGCUUUGUAUGCGUCUCUGUGUGUGGAGUAAAGGUGGUCUAGAGUUUAUUUUCCUCUGGUUGCACAUUUAACAUACUGGUAGAAAUGAGGUAGAAUGGAUUUAAGUUUCCCUACAUGAAAGUCCCCGGCCACUAGUAGCGCUGCCUCUGGAUGAGCGUUUUCCUGUUUACUUAUGGCCUUAUACAGCUCAUUGAGUGCAAUCUUAAUGCCAGCAUUGGUUUGUGGUGGUAAAUAGACAGCUAUGAAAAAUAUAGAUGAAAACUCUCUUGUAAAUAGUGUGGUCUACAGCUUAUCAUAAGAUACUCUACCUCAGGCGAGCAAAACCUUGAGACUUCCUUAGUAUUUGAUUUUGUGCACCAGCUGUUGUUUACAAAUAUACACAGACCGCCACCCCUUGUCUUACCGGAGUCAGCCGUUCUAUCCUGCCGAUGUAACGUAUUUCCCAUCAGCUGUAUGUUGUCCAUGUCCUCGUUCAGCCACGACUCGGUGAAACAUAAGAUAUUACCGUUUUUAAUGUCCCGUUGGUAGGAUAACCGUAAUCUUAGGUCAUCUAAUUUAUUUUCAAAUGAUUGAACAUUGGCUAAUAGGAUUGAUGGAAGAGGCAGUUUACUCGCUCGCCGUCGGAUCCUUACAAGGCUCCCCGACCUACGUCCACGAUAUCUUUGUCUCUUUCUCCUGCGAAUGAUGGGGAUUUGGACCUUGUCGGGUGUCUGUAGGAUAUCCUUCGCGUCCGACUCGUUGAAUAAUUUUUUUUUGUUCAAUACGAGGUGAGUAAUCGUUGUCCUGAUAUCCAGAAGCUAUUUUUGGUUAUAAGAGACGUUGGCAGAAACAUUAUGUACAGAAUAAAUUACAAAUAACGCGAAAAAACAUACAUAAUAAUACAAUUGGUUGGAGGGCUGUAAAACGGCAGCCAUCUUCUCAGGCGCCAUCUCAUUAUCCGACAUUCGAUCAAACUCUUAAAUAUGGCAGGUAAAACAAGGUUUCCCUCAUGGAAAUCAACAACUAUCUCUCAGCCAUCAAUAUAUCACCACCCAAACAACUGUACUCGUUGAAAUGAUUUAUGUGUGUGUGUGUUGCAUCAGGGGCAGUGAGGUGGAGGAGCUGUGCAGAGGCAGUCUGGAAGCAGUGUCCUCUCUCUACCCUGCUCUACGGAACCUCCAGGGGAUCAGUGAGCUGGAGAGCGUCCGACAACUCUUCUCCAAGUAUGACCUUCCUUCCCAGCAUUUCAACAUUGCUCAUUUCAAAUAUCUAUACAGUAUAAAAAGUGUAUUUUAAACAAAAUGCUACAUUUGAUUCGUGACCCACUGUAUGUGUUCCAUACCUCAACACAAUGCACAUCCACCAACUUGGGGAUUUGUUUUAUUUUUUAUAAAUGUUUUAUUUGCACACAAGAAGAAAAUGCAAAACAAUAUGAUGAAAAGGUAAACAAAAAGAACAUGUGCAGGAGGAGGUAAGAAACCCAGAGGGGCUUGUAGGCUCCUCCCCCUUUCAAUGAUUAUAAAACAAAACCAUACAAAAAACACAUCAGAUUUGUAGAGAGUGCAGGGUUUUGAUACUUCAAACUUUUAGCUAAUACAAGUCAUGUAACAUGUAUAUUUCCCCCGGCCUGUGGCAGGCCCCUGACCGACGUAGGCCUGGCCGAGGUGUGUUCCCAUUGGCAGCAGCACUCCCAGCUGCUGGUGGACAGUGACUUUGGGCUGGUGGAGCCCAUCCUGGCCCUGCGCUCCGUGGCCCAGGAGACCCUCAUCUACCAGGAGAGAGACCCUGAAAAGAGGAAGUACCUCAGCACUGUCCUCACCUCCCACCUCAUGGAGCUCUGCCAGCUCCAUGAUUCAGAGGAGAACAGGGUGAAAGUGUUGUGGUCAGAUGAAACCAAAAUCGAGCUCUUUGGCAUCAACUCAACUCGCCGUGUUUGGAGGAGGAGGAAUGCUGCCUAUGACCCCAAGAACACCAUCCCCACCGUCAAACAUGGAGGUGGAAACAUUAUGCUUUGGGGGUGUUUUUCUGCUAAGGGGACAGGACAACUUCACUGCAUCAAAGGGACGAUGGACGGGGCCAUGUACCGUCAAAUCUUGGGUGAGUACCUCCGUCCCUCAGCCAGGGCAUUGAAAAUGGGUUGUGGAUGGGUAUUCCAGCAUGACAAUGACCCAAAACACACGGCCAAGGCAACAAAGGAGUGGCUUAAGAAGAAGCACAUUAAGGUCCUGGAGUGGCCUAGCCAGUCUCCAGACCUUAAUCCCAUAGAAAAUCUGUGGAGGGAGCUGAAGGUUCGAGUUGCCAAACGUCAGGCUCAAAACCUUAAUGACUUGGAGAAGAUCUGCAAAGAGGAGUGGAACAAAAUCCCAACAAGGGUACCUCGUUUGAACCCGCUGAGUAAUUUAAUUGCCUAUUCUAGUGCAUUAAAUGUAGUUAUUACAUUGUAGCAGAAGAGUGGUCAAACUGUUUAAUUAAUUUAACUUGACCUUUUAAUCUUGUUUACUGUAUGUCUUCUACACAGUACCAAGAGUCAGGUCCCUACAUCCCUAACAAGGGUUUCCAUGAGGGUAAGGGGACUCGGGGGAGGCCCCCUCCACUCAACCCCUCUGCGGAGGAACUACCCCAGUUUGUACAAAAACUGGGCCCUGCACCUCCCCCUGGUAGCGCUGCCUCUAUACCUGACUGCAAAGGUGUCUACCUCCCUUUUCUGACAGUUGUUACAUGCAUACAUUUUGCCCUCUUCCUGUCAGACUAAUGUAAUAUUGUAAUUAAGCAACAAAAAUGUUUUGUGUUUAAAACCUUUUUAGUAGUACAAAUGAGUAUACCUUUGAUGUUUAUGUUAAAGAAGAAUGUAGAAGAAUUCAUCCAUCAAGUACAUAGGGACCACUGUCAUCAGUGUGCUCCUUCUCAUAUUGGUUGCUGGGAUCUUGCUUGGAUACUACUGUAAGUGUUAGUGUGUUUCCCUCUUAUCAUUCGGCAUCUAUCCUAAAACAUAGGUGCACUUCAUUCACUUCAAAUUGAUGAAUAAAACGUAUUCCCUUCCGACCAUCCUUAUCCUCACCCUCCAGUGUCCUCCAGAUGUGCGCGUGGGGUGGCAUGUGGCGAUGGUCGCUGUGUCAGCCAGUCUCAGUGGUGUGAUGGGGUAAGAGACGGUCCAGCAGCGCAGGAUGAAGCUCAGUGUUCCAAGUAUCCAUUUUACAUUACAUUUUGGUAAUUUAGCAGAUGUUCUAAUCCAGAACAAUUUACAGUCAGUGCAUUAAACUUAAGGUAGUAAAACAACCACAAAUCAGUCAUUGUAAGAAAGUUUUCUCAAUAAAGCAGCUAUCAGCAAAAUCAUUGCUAAUCAGAAAAGACAAGCUCAAAUGUUAGUGCAAGAAAGGCAAGUACAACAGUAAGUGUUAGGUUAUUUUAUUUUAUUUAUAUUAGGGGGUUGCUAGGGGGUUCAAACAAGGUACUCUUUGAAGAUAGGUUUUCUGACGCUUUACCUUUACCCAUUCAGACCUCUGGUCAUCUGCCCUGACAAAGACCUAGCUGGCAGAUUUUACUGUACAGGUACUGUGUCUCUUAUGUUGGUUUUUGCUCUUUUACUAAACAUUGUGUGUUGUGCUAUUUGUUUUUCUACAGUGAGGCUAUGUGGCUCCAGUUUUCUUCUGCACGCCUAUUCGUCUACCAGUGGAUCGUGGAGGACAGUGUGCUCAGAUGGAUUGGCUGAUCACCAUGGGAAGGCAGCCUGUCAGCAUUUAGGAUACAGCAGGUGAGACAUACUGUAUCUAGAUUUCUUUACUACAUUUUUGUAUUGAUAUGAUCUUUAUGCCAAUAGUUUAUUGUAUUGAAAAUGGAAUCUUCCCUCUAUAUGCAUGGUGAGAUAGUCAAGCAAGCAUAGACAUGAAUGUAACACAGUGAGCAUGUGUUAUGGUCAUUUAUUUAAUUCAUCUUUGUUUGCUAUGGGUUCACAAAGACAGAUGUGUUAAAUCUGGCCAACAGAAGGCAAAUGCCAGUGGAUUCUUAAUGCUGAAGUCUGGGUUAAGGACUGACACACCCAUAAUGAGCCAAUCACAUUUCAUAUCAUACCAUUUCCCAAUGGUAUGAUAUAUUCAACUCUUGAAAACACUGUCUAACUGUAUUUUUGUGAUUUAUUUUACUCUCCUCAGUAAAACCUGUCCCAGUGUUAAGGGGGUAACCCUGAAGUGCAUA